Messenger RNA from Coniosporium apollinis CBS 100218, 1272 nucleotides. RefSeq lists its product as uncharacterized. Lineage: Eukaryota; Fungi; Ascomycota; Dothideomycetes. The coding region runs from base 1 to 1272 and encodes 423 amino acids. The record is from RefSeq and is a predicted model, not a curated record. The transcript has a single exon. Gene Ontology annotation, molecular function: FMN binding; riboflavin reductase (NADPH) activity.
AUGCGGCUCCUAAUGCGACAGAUGGCACACCCCGUGGUCGUCAUCACCACCUCCUCGCCUCCGGCUGAAGACAGCCCUCCAGCAUCCACCGAGCCGCCCACAGAACCCACUCCCACGGCCACUCCCUCCCCCAACCUCCGCGCCAUGACCGUCUCCUCAUUCACAACCGUAACACUAAGCCCCGACCCAAUUGUCAGCUUCAACGUCAAGGUCCCCAGCCGGACCUUCAGCGCCCUGGCCUCGCGCCAAGUCUUCCGGAUCCUGAUUCUGUCCGGCAACGCCGCCGGCGCCCGCGUCGCCGACGCCUUCACCAAAGGCUCUCCCGAAGCCGGCUUCCAGGUCCUCACAGACCAAGGCAUGCGCGUAGCCUUCCAGGAUAAGAAACCCUGGGCGCCCGCCAUCCACGGCCCGGGGAUCCUGAUGGCGCUGGACUGCGAUCUCCUGCCCGCCAAGUGCAUCGACGUGGGCGACCACGCCGUCGUGCUCGCGAAGGUCGUCAGGAUACGGCCGGGGCACGUUGAACACAAAGACGCGGACGCGGAUGCGUGGAUCAAUGGGCACGAGGCGACGCAGCGGGUCAGGGGAUUGGUUUACGGCAACAGAGCCUACCGCACCAUCGGGCCCAGCAUCGAGCUUAGCCAGCACGAUGAGCCUCUUGCCCGGAAGCCGGGCGCGCAAGAGCGGACCAGGAUGCAAGACGCGCGGAAUUUGGUCAUGGCGGCGUUGCGGAAUGAUAGGAUCUUUGAGCAUAUGCCGCGGUAUACGGUGUACAAGCUGUUGCGGUAUGCGUUUGGGGGCAUGGCUAUGUCUGAGGAGCCCAGUCAGGCUAGAGAAUCGGCGCAGCCGCGCAAGGUCAAGGCCAAGGAGGGUGGGUUUAGAAUCCUGAAACACGAUUCGAGAGCAGCGGUGUUCCGCCCCAUUGCUACAGGCCGUCCGGACGAGGGGCCGGAUGUGGGAGGGCAGGCACGGUAUCGUGAGGCUGAUGUGGAGGAGAUGGCGGAAGAGGGUGCGGAAACGACCACGCGAGGAGAAGCCCAGCAGGAAGAGGCUCAGCCGACGAACUGGAGCUUCGAGGAUUUCGAAAAGGACUUGCCGCCCGAGGCGCGGUUCAAUUUCGUGGAAGACGAACACGGCUCCGAAGAAGCGGAAACAGCACAGGCUACCAGAAAUGACGAUAAGAGCGAGGAGCUUGAUCGGCGGCCUGACCGAAGCAGUAAAGUUACUAGGGAAAAGCAGGAGUGGGGAAAUUUUGGCAGGGAAGCCAUGGGUUGA